CGGCAAGACUCCGCGCGUCCCGCGUUGAGCGAGCACGCCGCGCGCAGCGUAGCGUAUUUCACUUCGUCGGCCACCGGGAGUCGUUGGUCUCGUCUCGUUGCUGUUGCUCAGCUUAGCCGCCAGAGUCGUGUUUAGAGGCGCGCCGGUGCCGGUGGAGGAGGAGCAGUGCGACCCGAGUGCGACGUGACGAGGUCCUUGUGCGGGGCGUCGAAACGGUCGAAACGCCGCAGCACGCCGCGACGUCCUUGUCCUCGUGGACCGCUGGAACGCGAGUGCAGUUCGAGGCAGCAGGCCGAGCACGGCGUCGACGCCGAGAACCGCACGUGGGAGCACACCUGCGAGGCGUCGAGAAGCUGAUCCGUCCACGUCCAUGAUCAGGUGAUCCCGCGGACAUGGGUCGGAAGGUGGUCCCCGUGAUGAAGCCGGCCGAGAGGAUGGCCCACGAGGGCCUGGUGCCCGCCAGGGAGGCUGACUCGGGGUCUGUGGGUGGCGGAGUCAAGCUGCGCAAGGAGCUGGGCCUGCUGGACGGCGUGGCCAUCAUCGUGGGCGUCAUCAUCGGCGCGGGCAUCUUCGUGUCCCCCAAGGGCGUGCUGCAGAACUCCGGCUCCAUCGGCGUGUCCCUGCUCGUGUGGGUCCUGUGCGGCGGACUCAGCCUCAUGGGCGCGCUGUGCUACGCCGAGCUGGGCACCAUGAUCCCCCGCUCUGGCGGCGACUACGCGUACAUCGGCGAGGCGUUCGGGCCGCUGCCGGCCUUCCUGUACCUCUGGGUCGCCCUGUUCGUCAUCGUGCCGACGGGCAACGCCAUCACCGCGCUCACCUUCGCGCAGUACAUCCUGCAGCCCGCGUGGCCCACGUGCGAACCGCCCGACGAGGUGAUCCGCCUCAUCGCCGCCGUCGUCACCUGCGUGCUGACCGCCAUCAACUGCUACAACGUCAAGUGGGCGACGCGCGUCCAGGACCUGUUCACGGGCACCAAGCUGCUGGCCCUCGUCGUCAUCGUCCUGGCCGGGCUGUACGCGCUGGGCGCCGGCAAGACGGAGAACCUGCAGCAGCCCUUCAAGGGCACCAUCACGUCGCCGGGCUACAUCGCGCUCUCCUUCUACUCGGGGCUGUUCUCGUACGCGGGCUGGAACUACCUGAACUUCGUGACGGAGGAGCUCAAGGACCCUUACCGCAACCUGCCGCGCGCCAUCUGCAUCUCCCUCCCGAUGGUCACCAUCAUCUACGUGCUGGCUAACAUCGCCUACUUCGUGGUGCUCACUCGGGACGAGCUACUGUCGUCCAACGCCGUCGCCGUGCUGUUCGGGGAGAAGAUGCUGGGCGUCAUGUCGUGGACCAUGCCGGUCUUCGUGGCGUGUUCCACGUUCGGCGCCCUCAACGGCGCCAUCUUCGCGUCGUCGCGCCUCUUCUUCGUGGGCGCGCGCCAGGGCCACCUGCCCGCCGCCAUCGCCCUCAUCAACGUCAAGAGGCUCACCCCCGUGCCCUCCCUCAUCUUCCUGUGCAUCAUCACCCUGGUGCUGCUCGUCAUCAAGGACGUGUACGUGCUCAUCAACUACGUGAGCUUCGUGGAGUCGUUCUUCACGCUGGUGUCCGUCACCGGGCUGCUGUACAUGCGCUACUCCAAGCCCGACCUGCACCGGCCCAUCAAGGUGAGCAUCAUCCUGCCCCUGGUCUUCUUCGUCAUCUGCACGUUCCUGGUCACGCUGCCCAUCUACGUGUCCCCCGUGGAGGUGGGCGUGGGCGUGGCCAUCAUCCUGGCCGGCAUCCCCGUCUACUUCGUCUUCAUCCACUGGCAGAACAAGCCGCAGUGGCUCACCAGGUCGUCGCACGCGUUCAACACGACUUGCGCCAAGCUGUUCGAGUGCGUCCUGGAGGACGAACGGUGAUGCCCGGAUGCCCGCCGCCGUGCGUCCCACUGGCUGUGUUUCUGGUUGCCAUUCCAGUCGCGCUCUCGCUCUGUUCAAGCUUGGCCUAGGCCUUGGCCUUGGCGCUCGCCCGAAAGCUCCGAACGCCGUGCAAGCCGUCUUUGCGGAGGGGGGGACCGGCGACAACGUUCAGACCGCUGCCAUCUUCCGGAAAGGAAGUUCACCUGUGAUACACGUAGCUUGACCGAGAAUACUAAGGAACGUCAGGGUAUUUGAAAAUGUUCAUGUUGCUUCAGCGCCAUGCAGAGGAAGUGGACCAAGGAGGCGAACUUCUCCUUACUUUGGAGGCGUCGCACCAAAAUUUGACCCAGCAGUGGUUCAUACUUUUUUGUUGGUUUGGGGAAUGUUACUUUAUUUUUAGUACACACACUUAUGUUGAUAUGCUAUGCUUUAUUUAUUUUUGUGCAUUAGACUAGUCAUAAUUUGGCUAACUAGUUCCUCCUAAAAGUUAGUAAAACAGUUGUGUAUAUUCAGGUUUAUCGCUGUUAAUUACCUUCGAAAGUGAAGCAUAUCUAAUCACAUAUGUAGAAUCAAGCAAAGUACCUCCAUGCGUAAAAAAAAAAGUUUCAAUUACAUUCGAGCCUUUAUUUAUUAUUUACCUUACAGAUGUUUUAUGUUGAUGUAAGGCGUAUUGAAUUAAGAUUAUAUAGUAUGUAUUUAUUUGUGUAAAGCCAUACAACGGCGCAAAAUACUUCUAAUUUUAUGGAAUUAAUUAUAAAAAGAAGUGUGUCCUCGUACAUCACUGUCACUUGUACAAAACGUUUAUUGUGGCUGCUAGACCCCUACUUUGUACAUAUUCGAUUAAUUUUUCUACGUCGGGCGUUUUAUAGAGUAUGUGAAUGAAUAGGUUUAAGAUGUUUUUAAGAUGUUACAAUUAUAAAUGGCAUCAUUGCGACCAAUAAAUCCAGUGUCAAAGGC
Messenger RNA from Thrips palmi, 2843 nucleotides. Its product is annotated as large neutral amino acids transporter small subunit 2-like. The coding region runs from base 393 to 1886 and encodes 497 amino acids. Gene Ontology annotation, molecular function: L-amino acid transmembrane transporter activity. Lineage: Eukaryota; Metazoa; Arthropoda; Insecta; Thysanoptera; Thripidae. The transcript has 9 exons. Gene Ontology annotation, cellular component: membrane. Gene Ontology annotation, biological process: amino acid transmembrane transport. The record is from RefSeq and is a predicted model, not a curated record.